AUGGAGGAAUGUGUCGAAUGUGGUACACCACUUAUCACUGAACAUACCAGCAAUCAAAUUGCAUCCACAAAAGCAGCCCCAUCUACAACAUCGAAACAAAUGCAUAACGAGAUGAAGUUAGCAGCCGUUACACAAGAAGUCUCAACUCCUGUCGUUGGUGUCAAAGCCUCGUCUAAACCCCCGAUGCCGUUGAUUGAGAAACCGAUGGAUGAUCUCCAGUUGAAAUGGUACUAUGAUCAGCAUCAAUGGGUGAUGAAAUCACUGAAACAACAGUCAUCGAGUAUUGAUAUUAAACGUAUUCGUUCACUUAUUGAACAGUUGUACAUGUCAAACGAAUAUCAACCCAGACUGAGUCAACCAUUAGGUCAACUUUCGUUCAGCAUUUGCCAAAUUUGUCUCGAUCCUCAAUCAAAGCCACUCAUCGAAAUGAUUACGUGUCGUCAUCAAGUGAUAUGUCGUGAUUGUUAUCAACAAUAUUUAUCCAUUCGAAUUCGAGAUGGUGAAGUGAUGCCAUGGAUACCAUGUCCCGGUGAAGUGUGUCCAAUACCAUUAUCAUGUCAAAAUUUGAUUUAUGAUGGACAAUUAAGUGUGGAGCAACUGCUUGAGUUUUGUCAAGUUCAUAUGAGUAAAAAAUUGAAUAGAAAUGAAAAUUUUGUCCCAUGUACAACUCAAUCGUGCUAUGGUGGGUUUUUGCAACUUGGACAAUCGAAAAAAGAACAGGUGACGUGCCGAGUGUGUAAACAAGAACAAACAAUUGAAAAGGGUAAAGUUGGUGAUUUAGAUGAUACAUUUAAAAAUAUGAUUGUAAAAGGUGUUUUACGUGAAUGUCCAUCGUGUAAACAUUUAACAUUAAAAGAGAAGGGUCUGUGUAAUGUUAUCGAAUGUGCUAAAUGUUCGAUCUGGUGGAAUUGGGCAACAAGAGAAAUGGGACAUGACGCACGGGAUUUAAAAGAGCGUGCAAGAAUGCAUGGAACAUUAUGGGAGCCGGGUGAACUCUUAUAUCAACUAGAUUUGCAACGUCGAAAUCCAGAAGAAUUCAAAGCUUUGUUGGAAAGAAACGGGAUUCAAUAUGAUCCGAAUUAUGUUCGAGGCAGUAAAUCCAAAUGA
This is a messenger RNA of Didymodactylos carnosus, 1107 nucleotides long. Lineage: Eukaryota; Metazoa; Rotifera; Eurotatoria; Philodinida; Philodinidae. The record is from the annotation of a GenBank genome assembly.